This is a messenger RNA of Coregonus sp. 'balchen', 6084 nucleotides long. Lineage: Eukaryota; Metazoa; Chordata; Actinopteri; Salmoniformes; Salmonidae. The record is from the annotation of a GenBank genome assembly.
AUGGAGGGAUGGAGGGGAGAUAGAGAGGAGGGAGGGAGUGAGAGGGAGGGAGGGAGACAGAAAAAGAGAGGGAGAGAGGGAGAGCGGGAGAGUAUGUGUGUGUGUGUGUGUGUGUGUGUGUGUGUGUGUGUGUGUGUGUGUGUGUGUUUGCGUGCGUGCGUGUGUAGCUGUACAGCUAACAUCUGCUGGGUGGAUCCCCCCUGCUUUCAGCAGAGUGUAAUGGAAUCUGCUGUCUCCAGACUUGCUGCUGCUGCUUUUAUAAUGGAAGGCUUAGUGCUCUGAGGAAUGCCUCUCUUUCUUAGCUCUUUUUUUUCUUUCUUGGUCUCAGUUUUUUUUCUCUUUCUCCCUCUUUUACUGUCUUUCUACCUCUGUCUUUUUCAUUCUCCCCAUCUUUCCCCCUUUCCCUCCUCCCCUCUCUUUCUCUCCUCCCUUCCCCUCUCUUUCUCUCUUUUUCUGACAACAAUUCUCAUCGGAGGAGAUCUCUCUCUGUAUGUGCACACCGUCCUGUCAGUGCUCUGCUCUCUCUGCCCACGUUCACCCAGGGCUCCUUCUGCUGUUAUCUACAGCUUUAGCUGGUCUAUAUCCUAUUAAAGUAGAUAACACAGACUGUUGUGAAGAUAAACUCAGUUCAAAUAUUAGGAGUUGAGUGUCCAUGUCGUUGGAUGAGCAUUUGAUGAGUCACUGAAGAGGGAAUUGGGGCAAAUCCCAAAUGGCAGCCUAUUCUCCACAUAUAGUGCACCAAAAGUAUUGCUCUAAAUCAAAAUGUCCCUUAGUCAUGUGUCGAUAUCGGUGGGAGACAGUGACAUUUUGAAUUAAGUGGUCGUUUUUUGGUAGGAUUCUUCCCUUCCUUAGUCUGUAUGAGUAGCACCUACUGCAUAAAUGCCCUAUAGUGUGUUCUCUAGCCCUAUUCUCCCUGUAGGCAGCUGCUGUUGUGUUGGUACGAUAUGUACUCUCCAGAGCUGAUGUGAGAGGAGAGUGAUGUCACAGGGACAGAGAGCUUAGUUAACAGGGUGACCUGCUAUAUGAGUCACACCUAGCUGGCAUGAGCUGCUCACACAUAGAUUCUACACUCACAACAGCAUUCUUCCAUGAGAAAUUCCAUCAUUUGGUGUUUUGUUGAUGGUGGUAGAAAAUGCUGUCUCAGGCGCCGCUCCAGGUUUCCCAUAAGUGUUCAACUGGGUUGAGAUCUGGUGACUGAGAUGACUAUGGGAUAUGGUUUACAUCGUUUUCAUGCUCAUCAAACCAUUUAGUGACCACUCGUGCCCUGUGAAUGGGGGCAUUGUCAUCCUAUGAGGGCAUAGCCAUGGUAGUCAAAAUAAUGGCCUGCCCAGCAUUUAUUUUCAUGACCCUAAGCAUGAUGGGAUGUUAAUUGCUUAAUUAACUCAGGAACCACACCUGUGUGGAAGCAGCUGCUUUCAAUAUACUUUGUAUCCCUCAUUUACCGGUACUCAAGUGUUUUCAUUAUUUUGGCAGUUACCUGUAGCUAGCAUAUUGUAACGGGCUAAUGUGAUGCUCCAUUAGGCGUUACAGGAUAGGUACUGUUUGGUGUAGCAUAGAGAAUUUUCGAAACUAUCUUUGUUCUCGGCCAAACAUAUAUAUUUUAAAAUGUCAGUGUCCAGUUGUAGGUGGUUCGUUAGAAUUUUGAAAAUGUUUUGCUCCAUGAAGUAAUUCAACAAUGUGUAUGCCGCCAUCUUGUCUAUUUCAAAUCUUCUCUCAUUGAUUGAGACAGGUGAGUCUACCCUAAAGUGCAGCAUGUCAUGAUGACACUCAGCUGUCUCAAUCAAUGAGAGAAUAUUUGAAAUAGACAAGAUGUCGGCGUACAGAUUGUUGGAUUACUUCAUGAAGCAAAACAUGUAUUUAUUUUAAUAUCACAGUAUUUUCUCAAUUCAAAUGAACCACCUCCAACUUAAGAAGAUACAUGUUUGGCCGAACGAAGAUAGUAUCGGCAAGUUAAGGUUGGUUGAAAAUUCUCUGUGCUACGCCAAACAGUACCUAUCCUGUCACGGCUAAUGGAGUAUCACAUUAGCCCGCUAGCUAACUCACACCUAUAACGUUAACGCUAGCUGACACACACUGACACACAGUUCAUACUGCUGCCAUGCCGAAGUUGUGUCACGCAGGCCUCAAGGCCUGCCCAGAGAUGUGUACCAGUCCACACCGUUAGUACAUUGUCAGAGCACACUGUACACACGCAUGCAUGUGUACACACACACACACACACACACACACACACACAUACACAUAGUUGAAAAUAUAGAGAGUGAACAAAUGUGAACGAUGGCCCAGCGUGAAGACUCAAUCACAAUUUAUGGCAAUCUUUGAAUGACAGACCAUCUGUGGGCUAUCAUAGGGGUCAAACACCUUAUCUGUGGCAAUCUCAAUGAAGAGACAUUCCUACAGAAGUCCUAGGGUCACUGAAGCCAGGAGAGGUGAAGUGAACUUGAAUCGACAAAAUUAAUGUUACUGUGUGAAUUAAAUUGUCAUGUUUGGAUUGUUUCAAGAGUUAAUAAAGAGCUAUGAAUUUUGAUAUGUUUUAUUUGUACUGUAAGUGCUAUGGAUUUAUUGUUACAGAGAAACUGUGUUACUCUGUACGCUUGACGGUGGAUAGUUCAGAGAGGAGAGACACAGAUGUGUGCACUUAUCAUACAUUGUUGAGGUGUGGUGAUUAGAUUAGUGAAUGUGUGAAGUGUUAUGCCUUUUGUUUUAAUGUUUUGGACCAUGCAAAGUGAUGUUAAUUAGACGAUAGGAGAUACUGGGAGUUGGCACUCUUGGAAGAAUAAAAUAUGGGUUUAAAUUUAGAUAAUGUAGUCAUUGGUAAACCGAUCUCCUGAUGUACGUUUGUAUGUCAUAGUGAUUAAUUUUCUAUGCUGAUAAGACAUAUAUUUAGUAUAAUUUUUAUCGCGAAGAUUUCUGGUGUGUAUCAUUUGUUCAUUGUAUUGUUAUUGUGUAACUACAAUAAUUCUGCUUACUUUUAAAUGGAUACGAACCAUAGUCCUCACAUUUCUGAGUAAUAUUCCUUGAGUUAUUGUUUGGUGAAAUAUCUAAUGGUAAAUGUUAUUCACAAUAUACAUAGCAUAUAUGCUUGGUCUCUAACUAUGCAUUUCUGAGCCAAGGUUAACGCAAUCAUUAAAUGGUAGGACAUUGAUUGCAAGAUAUUAGCUCCUUGUCCCUUAGCCUCUUAAUAAUUGCAUAACGGUAAACCUAGACACGUGCAUCUUAUAUUAUUCAGAGUGGUGAAGCAAGGCUUGCAACCUUGGCUAUACCCACUGGAUACGAUUAUGGGCCUAUAGAAUUCACAUGAAAAUAGAGUCAGAUUGAUGAAUGUAGUUUAUUAUUAUAUUCAACAUAAUGUUUGGAUAAUUUCCACCACCCUACACACACACACACACACACACACACACACACACACACACACACACAUUUAAGCCUUCUCUCAUCUUCUUUCCAGAUGCUCUCAUUAGAGAGGAUAUAUUGUAAAUUGGUAUUACUGUCGACAUGUGUAAUCUGUUCAUGCCUGUUCUCUCUUGGCGAGGGAGGGGGUGGUUGAUCACUGGUUUCUUUGCCUCCUCAGCGGAACGCAACGCUGUUUAGCCGGGGCUGUGUUGUGUUGUUGUGACUGAAGAAGCGUGACUGGCCAUCUGCUAGCUGUGAUUCAAACGCCACGCUAUAGUCAAAGAUGGACACAGGCUGUGCUUUGAGAGGAAUCUCUUUCCGAUGGUGGAUGGGUGUGUGUGUUUGUGUCACGCCCUGGCUCUGGGGACUCUUGUAUGUUGAGCAAGGGUGUUAGUUUCUUUGUGUAGUGUCUGUUUCGUUUCCUAUGUUCUGUUCUAGGUUAUGUGUUUCUAUGUUGGCCGGGGUGGUUCUCAAUCAGAGGCAACGAGAAUCAGCUGUUGCUUGUUGUCUCUGCUUGGGAACCAUACUUAGGCAGCCUGUUGUGCACUUGUCUUUUGUGGGAUCUUGUUCCGUGUAGGUUUGUGUUAUUGACCGAGGACUUCACAUAUCGUUUUGUAUUUGUGUAAGUACCUAUUAAAGUAUGUACUCAUAUCACGCUGCGCCUUGGUCCACUUAUUAUGACGAUCGUGACAGAAGAUCCCACCAAUACAGGACCAAGCAGCGUGUCCAGGAGCAAACGGCGGAGGUAACGUUAGUGGAUGUCCUCCUCGGUUGGGGGCAGAUCACGGAGAAGGAGGCCGUCCGUUACCGGAGGGCGAUGAAGGGGGAGACCCAGGCAGGAGAGGAGAAGCAGCGCCAACCGGGCCGUCGUCGGACAGGCGAGAGGCACCCCCAAUACAUUUUUUGGGAGGGGCACACGGCAUGGACGACGGGGCUGCUGGAGGCAGAUAAAGUGCGAGAUUGUGGACGAGGAGAGAAGGCCACCAGGUUACGGGGGCCAUUGGUCAGUAGAGGGAAGGAGAGUGUAGAGGCACGGCGAGAGGUACUGAGGUGUGUUACCAGUCCGGUCCGGCCCGUUCCUGAUCCCCACACAAGACCAGUGGUGUGUGUUCCCAGUACGGUCCGGCCUGUUCCUGUCCCUCGCACCAAGCCUGUGAUGCGCGUCGCCAGCCCGGCCCGGCCUGUUCCUGCCCCUCGCACCAAGGCUGUGGUGCGCGUCGCUAGCCCGGCCAGGCCUGUUCCUGCCCCUCGCACCAAGCCUGUGGUGCGCGUCGCCAGCCCGGCCCGGCCUGUUCCUGCUCCCCGCACCAAGCCAAUGGUGCGCUUCGUCAGCCCGGUCCGGCCCAUUCCUGCUCCCCGCACCAAGCCAAUGGUGCGCGUCGUCAGCCCGGUCCGGCCUGUUCCGGCUCCCCGCACCAAGCCAGUGGUGCGCUUCGUCAGCCCGGUCCGGCCCGUCCCUGCUCCCCGCACCAAGCUAAUGGUGCGCGUCGUCAGCUGCUUCACCGGUGCCUGGUCAGGUGCCGGUCAGCUGCUCCACACCGGAGCCUAAGCAAUCCGCUCCACCGAUGUCCAGUCCAGCUCCAGCCAGCGGCGCUACAGGGGGGUUGUUAGAGGGUGGUGGUCACGCCCGGAGCCGGAUCCGCCUCCGAGGUGGAAUGCACACCCGGCCCCUCCCCUGUUGGGUUUAUGUUGGCGCGGUCGCAGUUCGCGCCUUUGGGGGGGGGGGGGGGGGGGGGGGGGUACUGUCACGCCCUGGCUCUGGGGACUCUUGUAUGUUGAGCCAGGGUGUUAGUUUCUUUGUGUAGUGUCUAUGUUUCGUUUCCUAUGUUCUGUUCUAGGUUAUGUGUUUCUAUGUUGGCCGGGGUGGUUCUCAAUCAGAGGCAACGAUAAUCAGCUGUUGCUUGUUGUCUCUGAUUGGGAACCAUACUUAGGCAGCCUGUUGUGCACUUGUCUUUUGUGGGAUCUUGUUCCGUGUAGGUUUGUGUUAUUGACCGAGGACUUCACGUAUCGGUUUGUUGUUUUGUAUUUGUGUAAGUACCUAUUAAAGUAUGUACUCACAUCACGCUGCGCCUUGGUCCACUUAUUAUGACGAUCGUGACAGUUUGUGUGUGCGCGUGCGUGUUUGCUUGCGCAUGUUUGUGUUUAUUUCUGAUGAAGCCUCCACUCAGUGAUACGAUACAAUAAGGGUUUUGUCAAGUAUAAUUUCUGACAAAGUACAGUAGCCAGUGUAUGGUUUACAUCAGUGUAUGGUUUACAUCAGUGUCUGGUCGGUGUACAGUUGUUAGUGUUUAGUUUCUGCCAGUGUAUAGUUUUAGAAAAAGGGCAACACUAGCAGAAUGGCUAUUUCACUUGUAGAAUGGUUACAGUAUAUUGAUGCCUCUACUCUCUCGCUCUCUCUUCUCCCUCCCUGCCUCGCUCCCCCCUCUCUCCCCUCUCCAGAUGUACAUCCAGACCACCACCCUGACCAUCUCCCUCAGUCUCAGCGCCUCUGUCUCUCUGGGGAUGCUGUACAUGCCCAAGGUCUACGUCAUCAUCUUCCACCCGGAGCAGAACAUCCCCAAGCGUAAACGCAGCUUCAAGGCCAUCGUCACCGCCGCCACCAUGUCAGGCAAGCUGCAGAAGGGAGGCGACCGGCCCAACGGAGAGGUCAAGACGGAGCUGUGUGAGAGCAUGGAGACCAACAGUGAGUAA